Molecule: messenger RNA, 957 nt
Organism: Pseudozyma flocculosa PF-1
Lineage: Eukaryota; Fungi; Basidiomycota; Ustilaginomycetes; Ustilaginales; Ustilaginaceae
Exons: 3
Coding region: 1-957 (318 amino acids)
Biological process (GO): DNA repair
Source: RefSeq, a predicted model, not a curated record
AUGCCACGCCCUAGCUUCGCUCCUGCUCCGCUCGCUGCUUUGAGCAGCGCCGAUGCGCCGACCUCAUACCAACCCACCCUCUUUGAACUGCGCUUCGGCCCACGGCGGAACCGCAAGCCAACCCACGAGGCCAGCCCUCCAGACCGCCUCUCUCCAUCUCGGAAACGAGUCAAGCUCGACGACACCGACAAGCAGAGCGAGGGAACCUCAAGCAGCUCCGAUGCCUCGUACGACACGCCAACAGUGGCCCCGUUGAAUGGCCAUCGAGGACCGUUCCACAGCAUCACCCGACCCGCAUUCUGCGAUAGGUACCGCAUCGAGGACCUACCGGGCGCCGACAUCUUCUACCGUCCCGAUUGGAUCGACAGCAAGACGGCGGAACGGUGGAGGAGAGAGCUCGACGCCCUGCCGGACUGGUACCAGCCCAAACUCAAGGUCUACGGGCGCGAAAUCACCCAGAGCCGAGAGAUAUGCGCCUACGCCACCGAGCCGGGUCUCGAGCUCAAAUACAGCGGUCAUCCGGUCGAGAUGCACGCUCCCUUCCCCCCACUGCUCAACCACAUCGCCUCGCUCCUCUCGUCCGACGACUGCCUCGGCUCAGAGGUGCGCUUCAACCACUGCAUGCUCAACCGCUACGACGACGGCAAGGUCUACAUCGGCAAGCACUCGGACAACCGCGAGAACAAGGUCAUUGUCACCGUCUCGCUCGGCGCGGAUCGCAGCUGGAUUAUGGAACGCAAGCAGGACCGCCGUCGCAACACCCCCGCCGUUACCGCCAGCCAGCAAGGCCAAGGCGAGCAAGGCGAGAGGAUCAAGAAGCGGUGGAUCCUGCGCAACGGCAGCCUCCUCGUCAUGCAGGGAGAGACGCAGAAGCUGUACACGCACGAGAUCCCAAAGGAGCUCAAAACCACACAGCCUCGCAUCAGCAUCACAUUCCGGCAGCUCGUCUAUGAAUGA